Alternaria burnsii is the source of this 327-nucleotide messenger RNA. RefSeq lists its product as uncharacterized. Bases 1 to 327 code for a protein of 108 amino acids. Lineage: Eukaryota; Fungi; Ascomycota; Dothideomycetes; Pleosporales; Pleosporaceae. The record is from RefSeq and is a predicted model, not a curated record. The transcript has 3 exons.
AUGCCUUCUCCAUUCCAGCAAAAGUACUCCACCCAGAGCCACAAGGUCUUUGGAGACAACACCACUCCAGCCAUGCCAGAGGCACCCAAGCAGGAGGCCGACCGUCGCUCCUCAGAGUCGUCAGUCGGCUCCUCAUCUUACGACGGACGCCGCAGGUCUUCUGCCGCCCAGCGAUUUGGAAACCUAGAAGCCCUUAAGCGUCGUCAAGACGAGGAGAGCAUGGCCCGAAGGCAAUCUUUCCACGACGCAUAUGGAAAGCCUGGCUUCCUUGGAACCCUGUGGAACAACUUCACUCGUGGUCCCGUUAGCCCCCCUGGCCAGAAGUAG